CUACUAUAUAACAAAUAAUUUGAGGUAGGUUAAUAGGGCAUGGUUGAACAAAAUGGGAAUCCUGAAGUCAAUGCUGGGAUUUUCUGUUCAUUAACCUUCUGGUGGAUACAAAAGAUUUUUACAACUGGAUAUAAACGACCUUUAACAAAGGAUGAUAUAUUUCCAAUCGACCCAAGACUACAGAGCGAGCGAUUGACUGCUCUUCUGGAACAGCAAUGGUUUCGAGAAAUCGAGAAAACAAAGAAUCCGUCUCUUGCUGUUACAGUUCUGAAAAGACAUCGCUUUACUUUCUUGUGGCUUUUUGUAGCAUUCAAUUUCGAGGCUGCGUUUAGAUGUACGGUCCCUUUCAUUGUUGCACGUAUAACUUCAUAUUUUGAUCCUGCUGUAGAAAUGACGCAGAAAACUGCUCUUCUGUGGUCAGUUUGUUUAUUACUAAUGAUGUUCACAAUGGUGGGAUUCAGAAGUUAUUUAUACUACCGGUUUUUGCACCUCGGAACUGUACUGAGGGUCGAAAUAACGGGCCUCGUCUACAGAAAGGUCUGCAGAAUAACGCAACAAGAGAUAGGGGAGAGAUCAGUUGGUCUGAUUCUAAACCUUAUCACUAACGAUGCUCAACGACUAGACGAGGGUAUAUUGAUGACAAAUGUGCUCUUUAGUAUCUGGGCUGUCCUAGGAAUCACGUUUGCUAUAAUGUACACGGAACUAGGAAUCUAUUACACUCUUGCUGUUUUUGUACCUGUGUUACUGUGCGUUCCUAUCCAGCUUGGAAUCGGGAGACUUGUUACUUACUUGAGGGAGAAGGUAUCUGUGUUGACGGACAGACGAGUUAAGAUAAUACACGAAAUAAUACUGUUUAUGAAGGUGAUAAAGAUGUACGGAUGGGAGCUUAUGUUCAAGAAACUUGUCGAAAAGAUUAGGCGUAAAGAAUCAGUAUUGAUUGGGAUAUUUGUGUGGACACAAUCAGUUGUGAGUGUUAUCUGGUAUACCAUUCCUGUCGUGUCAUUACUAAUCGCAAUUUCGGUAAAAACAUACGCUGAAGAACCUAUGAAGACAUCCGAAAUAUUUUUCUUCUUGUUAAUUCUCAAUCCGUUAACCACGUACCUCAACGCGUUCCUCGGAAGAGCCUUUUCUUACAUUUCUCAACUCAUCACAAGCUUCAGAAGAAUAGAGGAUUUCUUGAAUGCCGACGAGAUAAAGCAUAUCCACAAAAAAGCGGCUAUAUCCAAUCUUACCAAUGAUGUUAUUGUUAAUAAGAGUUUCUUACACAAGGAUGCAGAGGCAAGUAAUAACAAUGGAUUGGAAAGUACCAAGAUUAAAAGUAAUGAAAUGGCUGUUACUUUGGACAAUUUCUCUUCAAAAUGGGGACCCAAUGUCUUCUCUUUAAAGGGUCUCAAUCUUACUGUAAAAAAAGGAGAACUUAUCGCUGUAGUAGGACCUGUUGCUUGUGGCAAGACAACCCUUCUUAUGUCCUUACUACAGGAGUUAGAACACGAAGGAAUUCUAAACAUUGAUAGAAGUGUGGGAUUUUCUUCACAAGUACCUUGGAUAUUCAACGGGAAUAUCGAAGAGAAUAUUUUGUUUAAUAGACCUCUUGAUAAGGAAAAGUUAAACAAAUGUAUCGAGUCUUGCUACCUAACAAAAGAUUUAGAGUUGUUCCCGAGUGGACUGUAUACAUUAGUCGGGGAGAGAGGUGUUCAGUUAAGUGGGGGACAGAAAGCCCGGGUCAACUUAGCUAGAGCUGUUUACGGACAGGACCCGAUAAUACUUCUAGAUGAUCCUCUGAGUGCUGUAGAUAGCAGAUGUGCUAAACACAUCUUCAACAAACUGAUUAAAGAUCAGCUAGCUGGAAAAACACGCAUUCUUGUAACCCAUGCCACUCACUUCUUAAGCGAAGUUGACCGCAUAGUUGUCAUGGAUACAGAGGUUGUAACUGAUGGUAACAAAACUAAAGUUGUGGGUAAAAUAAGCCACGUAGGAACCUACUCUCAACUCGUUUCUAAAGGACUGAAAUUGUCGAUAUUCGGUUCUGAAGACAAGAAAAGCAGAAGGAUUAGAAAAAUCUCAAAACUAUCCUACGGAACAGAUGAUGCUGAAUUUGAUCAGGAUUCGGAUAUAAAUGAGACGAAGAAGCCAGCUCAACGUGAAGAGGAAAAAAAGACCGGUACCUUGAACAAGAUGCUUUACAUCAAAUACGCGACUUUAAGUAUCGGAUACAUCGCUAUUCCCAUAUUAUUGGUUAUCCUGGUAGCGCCUCAAAUUCUCAGCAUAUAUCAACAACAGUACGCUAUAGAAUGGCUGAACGAAAGACACGUAUUGAGGGUUAACUUGACAAAAAAGGAAAUGGAACAUUUUGAUAAGACGCACUUUGAAACAUACGUUUGCUUAGCUAUUGGUGCAACCCUUUUAUUUAUUGGACGAUCAGUAGUUUACAUAUCACUUAUAUACAGAUCAGGAAAAAAACUUCACAAUGAAGCACUGUUCGCAAUUCUGAGAUCCCCAACAAGACUUUUUGACACUACCCCAAUAGGUAAGAACGAUAAUCAACGGUUCACAAAGGACACAUAUUUUAUGGACGAACGAUUAUCCUACGUUUCAUUGGACUUUUUAGGAUUAUUUCUGAUAUUUUCAGCAUCAGUAGGGCUAGCUGUUAUUGCCAACUACUGGUUUAUAAUACCCCUCAUUUUGUUAGUCACCACUUUGCUAUAUACUGUCCGUUACUAUCUUCGAACGUCUGUUGAAAUACGACGAAUUGAGGCUUCACAACGUAGUCCCAUCUUGUCACACAUUUCGGCAACCCUUUCUGGAAUGACCACUAUUCGUGCCAACAAUCAGAUAGAAAUAUUCGAGUCAAAGCACUACCACGCAAGGGAUGAACACACUCGUUGCUGGAUAUUAUUUCAAGCUGCUAGUCAUUGGUUUUCCUUGCGUCUUGAUUGUCUUACUGUCUUAAACUGUGUAAUUGCUACAUUUCUAGCUGUACUACUCAAAGAAGUCGUGGGUGCCUCAGUAGCAGGUUUAGCUGUGGUUUAUAUAACCAACAUGGUCAACGGAUUCCAGUGGUGCAUAAGACAAUAUACUGAGACAGAAAACAUGAUGACUGCUGUGGAGAGGAUUUAUAUGUUUGCUGAUUUGCCAUCAGAGGCUCCUUUAGAGGUUACAGAUAAGAGAACAAUAGUUGUGAGGAAUAAAGUGGCUACCAGUGGUGUAAUAGAGUUUAGAAACGUUAGCUUGAAGUACGACCCUGAGGGUGAUUACAUUCUCCGUGAUCUAUCCUUCUUAACCAAACCAUGUGAGAAGAUAGGUAUUGUUGGUCGAACUGGUGCAGGUAAAAGUACCAUACUUCAAGCUCUCUUCAGAAUGGUUGAGCCAGAAGGUGAAAUACUGCUAGAUGGAAUGUUGACUAGAGAAAUGGGUCUUCAUGAACUCAGAAGAUCAAUCAGCAUAAUCCCUCAAGAGAGUCUUUUGUUUUCAGAAACUCUGAGAGUAAAUCUUGAUCCAUUUUCUGAGUUCAGUGAUGAUUACUUGUGGGACGCGCUAGAGAAGGUAAAGUUGAAGUCCUACGUUUCAGCCCAGACUGGAGGUCUGGAGAUGAUGGUCCAGGAGGGUGGUGGGAAUCUGUCAGCUGGUCAGAGACAGCUGUUGUGUCUCGCUAGAGCUUUACUGAAGGACAACAAGUUUCUGGUUAUUGACGAGGCUACUGCUAAUGUUGACGAGCUAACUGACCAACUGAUCCAGCAGACUCUCCGACAAGAGUUUUCUAAAUGCACUGUCCUCACCAUAGCUCACAGAAUCAAUACCAUUAUUGAUAGCGACCGUAUAAUGGUGAUCGACGAGGGUAAAUUAGCUGAAUUUGACCACCCUGCAUUGCUUCUGAAAAGACCUGAAAGUAUCUUCUACGAUUUAGUCAACGAAACUGGGAUGUUUGAAGUUUUGUUGGAUCAAGCGAACAUGAGUUUUAAUACAUCAUUAAAAUCAGAAUAGCAUAGUUCAAGUUGUUUAGUUGUAAUAAAUCAUGAACUGGAUAUCAUACAUCAUCAUACAUGACACGUGUUCGUUUAAUAGUUUAGGUUAAUAAGUGAAUUAUUGUACAAUUUUAAGCUUUAUCAUAAAAAUCACGAAAAUUUGUUGAUACGGAUAAGUUUGUUGAUUGCUCUGUGCUCAGUAGAGCAAAAAACUUUUUG
This is a messenger RNA of Bolinopsis microptera, 4181 nucleotides long. Its product is annotated as ATP-binding cassette sub-family C member 4-like. Lineage: Eukaryota; Metazoa; Ctenophora; Tentaculata; Lobata; Bolinopsidae. Gene Ontology annotation, cellular component: membrane. Gene Ontology annotation, molecular function: ATP hydrolysis activity; ATP binding; ABC-type transporter activity. The transcript has 28 exons. Bases 40 to 3981 code for a protein of 1313 amino acids. Gene Ontology annotation, biological process: transmembrane transport. The record is from RefSeq and is a predicted model, not a curated record.